This is a messenger RNA of Drosophila hydei, 1828 nucleotides long. RefSeq names its product fat storage-inducing transmembrane protein (gene Fitm). Gene Ontology annotation, biological process: lipid droplet organization; lipid storage; phospholipid biosynthetic process. The transcript has 2 exons. Gene Ontology annotation, cellular component: endoplasmic reticulum membrane. The record is from RefSeq and is a predicted model, not a curated record. Bases 282 to 1541 code for a protein of 419 amino acids. NCBI's taxonomy places the organism in Eukaryota, Metazoa, Arthropoda, Insecta, Diptera, Drosophilidae.
AGAAUAAAGGGACAACAAAAAUAAACGCGUGCUAUGUGAAAAAAUAAUGAAAAAUUCAUUAAAGUUUUUAUAUUUCUGACUGUUUGGUGCAACCAAAUUAUAGUGUAUUAAGUAUAAUGCAAUUUGAACUUUGACACUUUCGAUUUGAAUCCGCUUUCACUUUUUGCCUAACUUUUUUCCAUAACCAAAAACGGCAACAAUAAGACGACGUAGUAUAAAAUACAUUGCCAAAGUGCAAAUAUCAUCUGACCCAACGAAGUAAACAAAAUCUCCGUGUCAAAAUGGCAACAAAGCGGCGUCCACUACGUCCAAAUGUUGGCACUGGUCAACCGAGCGGUUCCAAUAUGAACUUUCGACCUGGUGGUCCCGAUAUAACACGAGCUGAGGCGCGGGGCACACGUCCAACUGCGGCGCCCACCAGCAUACGAGAGAUUCUAGUCAUGGGAGUCAUACAUCUGUGCAAAAAGACAAUAUUUUUCAAUACCGACCUCAAAGUAGCUUUAUAUUUGGGAAGUUUAUUUAUUAUCUCGCUCAUAGGCGAUUUCUUGCCAUUUCCCAAGACAUAUUUUGCCCGCUCCGACAAUUUGUUCAACUUGUACUUUGUCAAAGUGGGCUGGGGCUGGACCCUUCUAUUCGCAGUGCCCUUUGCGGUGCUCUCCGCCUACAUAAUUACUUGCGGCGACAUGAAGCGCAUGUUGAGGCAUCACUUUCCACGCAUUGUGAUAGCAACGUUCUUCUGGUUCUUCUGGACAAAGCUCUUCAAUAUAGUAGAAACCUCAUAUGGUCGCUGCACCACCAAGGGCUUCCCGAGCAAAUCCAGUUGCCUGAAAGCCGGACAUUUAUGGCAGGGCUUUGACAUCUCUGGUCAUGCGUUUAUUUUAAUACACUCAAGUCUGGUGCUGAUCGAGGAGGCGCGUCCCAUCAUCAAGUGGGAGACCAUUAAAGAGCAUCUACGCAAUGAGUUGCACAAUCGAAGCGUAUCGGAGAAAUCAAGCAGCAAUCCGUUGCGCGGUCUGAACGACGAGCAAAUACGCAGUCUGCAGUUUCUCUACACGCGACUGACUCCCAUCAUUCGAACUUUGUUCAUUGGCAUGGCCGGUCUGCAGCUGCUAUGGGACAUAAUGUUAGUGGGCACAAUGCUUUACUAUCAUCGCAUGAUCGAGAAAGUCAUAAGCGGCAUUAUUGCCAUUUUGACGUGGUACUUUACGUAUCGCUUUUGGUAUCCAACUAAUGGAUUAUUGCCUGAGGCUCCCGGUAAUGGCCUUUUCUACUACCAGCGCGAGAACUUUCCUUUGAGGCGACCAACGCAUUUACACACCUGCACGCCAGCUAGCAGCAGUCAGUCGUCUGCCAGUGGCCAGAAAACAAACCCCAAUGGUAGUGGCAGACUGGGAACUUCGCCGUCGCAACAGCAGCAGCAGAUACCCACUUUCAUGGGCAUGCCAUUAUUCACGAAUGCUAAGGCAGCCACUGCAGCAGCCAGCAUGCUGCAAACAGAUCAGUUGAAGCGGGAACAGCAGCAAGCAGGCGUGGAAAGCUAAACCCAGGCUUAUAUGACCCAGCAACAGAAAACAGGAAUUGAAUUAUAUUGGGUAGGGAAAUCAUUUUAACCGGUAGUGGCUAGCGAAAUCUUUUGUACCAAAUAGAACUUAAAACCAAAUGAUUUUUAUAAACACGAAUGUACAAUGGUAUCAGUAAUUUUGAGGCUCGCACUUUACCGCGGUGCGCUGUUCAUAGUUCAUAGGGGUCUCGACGAUCCGCUCUCUCACUCAUUCUCUCUCGCUCACUGUUUCUGCCUUCCGCAUCUUGCUUGCAUUGUUACCAGGUA